UCGAAAUAACGAGUGUUUACUGACCCAAGAGGCCUAAUGUCAUAUUAAGUGAUAGGCAGCGUCGUAUAAAAUUACCAAUCUCGUGAACAUAACCAGCCGGAAUUACAAACCAAUUUGAACUUUACAUACAACUUUCACUUUUGUCAGCAUGGCUAAUUCUGCAAUAACACCACACAGUCCUACUCCAGAAGACUUCGACUUGACAGCCGUUCUAAAGUCUGGCGUGCCAGGCGGUUUUUGGCCGUCAGAAGUUGUCGUGCUUGCUGUAGCGAGAGGAAGAGACGGAAAAAUCCUUUCACGAAAGGUUUACAGGAGCGGAUCGACCCACGCGUUCAAGCAGUCGAUUGUGGAACUUGAAGAACACCCGUUCACGGGCUUCCUACACGAUCUACAGCUUCUUAGCAAUUUUUCGCCGUGCGGAGAGUGCUCGGAGAAGAUCUGCGGCUGGCUCGCGCAAAACGAUAGUGUUAGUGUGUCGAUUCGCUUCGCCCAUCUGCACAAUAUUCACGUCCGCGUGCAGAAAGUCGCGGAGGAUAACGCCAUUGGUUUGAGAAAGUUGGUGGAGAAAGGCGUUCAACUGAAGGCUCUGUCAGAUUAUGACUGGCUGCAGCUAUUGAUGAUCGACCGAGGUUUCGCAGCCAAAGAUGACUGGAUAGCGAAAAGAAAACAAGUUGACGAGAAAAAUCAAAAGGAUUUGGAGGAAAUUCUUCAGUCGACAAGUCUGGGCGAGACUUUGAAGAAAAUGCGACUUUACUGAAUAACAAUUUCAAGGUCAUUUUUGUUUCUUUACAAAAUAAAGCCAUUUUUAUUGGGGAGAAAUAAUGUUUAAGGUAACCGAAUUUGUGAGAAAUUGAUCGUUACAAUUCGAAAUUUUUAUCAGUUGAUUUAUAACGCAAAUGACCUCAGAGGACCUUGCAUAUCUUUCUAGGAGUAUUUUUUUCAGACAGCAGUUGAUAAGUAAAUUAGGGGUGAAUGGUGUAGCUUGGCAACGCGAUAUUAAAUUUCCCACAAGCUAAACGGCUCAUCUCGAGUCAAUUAAGCUUUCUAGCAUUAGUUUUGUGGGUGACUAAUUCUUUAAAGUAUGCAAACAUUUCCUGACGAGUCCUACUUUUUGUAAAAAAUUGUCCUCUCUGACUAGUCAAAAGAAAGCUUUUGAAAAGAACUUUUACAUGGUAUUUUUCCCCUACGUUGUGAAAACAAAAUAGCGAUAAUAAAAAUUUCUCGAUCUCGAAGACACCAUGUGGCUUCGUAGCUCAGUUGUUAGUGGAGUUAGCUGAUAUCUGGAAAGCGCAGAAUUUAAGUAAAAAAUUUCCGUACUUCUCA
Molecule: messenger RNA, 1323 nt
Organism: Pocillopora verrucosa
Lineage: Eukaryota; Metazoa; Cnidaria; Anthozoa; Scleractinia; Pocilloporidae
Source: RefSeq, a predicted model, not a curated record